Molecule: messenger RNA, 4758 nt
Organism: Ruditapes philippinarum (Manila clam)
Lineage: Eukaryota; Metazoa; Mollusca; Bivalvia; Venerida; Veneridae
Product: bifunctional heparan sulfate N-deacetylase/N-sulfotransferase-like
Cellular component (GO): Golgi apparatus
Molecular function (GO): heparan sulfate N-sulfotransferase activity; deacetylase activity
Source: RefSeq, a predicted model, not a curated record
ACGAUGUAAAAAUUACAUGACGCACCGUUUGUCACUAAUUGGUUUUUAGUGUUAUUUCAGUAAAUUAAAAAUAAGUUGACACGUAGACUCACUACCUAGAUAAAUUCCUCCACAAAUAGUUACUUGUAAAGGUUAGUAUAGAGAAUGUGAUUGAGAAACAUGUAUGUGAGUUACAAAGCAAAGUGUUUCACAAAUGAAUGGGAUGGUAGCGGUUACAGAUAACUACAGUAGGUUUAUAUUUUCAUAAAAGAUUUGAGGACGGAAGGAGCAAAAUCAUGUAUCUCAAGCAUCUAUUUCCAUUGGACCAGUUGUGGAAGUGGAUUCAUCGGCUUCUUUGUCAGAGAAGAUGUUCUCUUACUAGAGUCAUUUUUAUAAUAACCUUAUUGAUAUUAAUAUCGUUAUUAUUCAUGAGUUAUCGCCAUGGUCACUGGACAACGGAAACAAAGAGACGGCAGUACUCCUCACCACCCACACCUAUCACUACAUGUAAUUUAAUGAACAAACCCAAACAUGAAAGAGGGCCAAACAAUCAUGAUACUCAGGGAAACCUCAGAAUCGGGCGAAAGGUGCUUAUAAUGGUGGAUUCCCCAUUCUCGAGGAAUGCCAAAAAUAUUGCAGCUUCUAUGGAAUUCUCAAGAUUCCCGUAUAAAAUCGUUGACGAUGAGAAAAAUUUACCAACCUUAAUUCAUAUGGGUAAAGGUAGAUUUGGUGUGAUUGUAUUUGAGACAAUGGCACUGUAUUUGUCAUUGGACUCGUGGAAUAGACAAUUGAUUGACAAAUACUGCCGUGAAUAUAAUGUGGGUGUGAUAUUCUUUAUGAAACCGAGAGGCGAAUUGGAGGUUCUAAUGGAGAAUGUGCAGGAUUUUUCAUUUUCAGUGCAAUACAAUAUAGCUUUAAAAGAUUAUUCUUUAAAUACAGCUUCUGAUGUGUGGAGAAUAACGAAACCAGGGGAAGUAAUAAAAGAAACAUUUCCAGAAGAGGACUGGGCAGUGUUUUAUCCGAAUCAUUCAACAUUUGAACCAUUAGCGUUUGCUACACAGACAGCAUCCCUGUACGAUGAUUAUGAUCCUCUAACUGUUAUCAAAAAUAAAACAGUAUUUCCAGCUAUUCUUGAUACAGGGAAAAAUGAUGGAAUUAGACGAGUAUUCUUCGGUCACAAUUUUUCGUUCUGGUUGCAUUCUUUACUACUGCUGGACAGUAUUUCUUUCUUGUCCCAUGGGAAGUUGAGUCUUGGACUAGAGCGCCUAAUACAGAUUGAUAUUGAUGAUAUUUUUGUUGGAGCUAAGGGAACAAGGAUGAAAGCCCAUGAUGUGGUGGCAUUGUACGAGGCCCAGGAAAGGCUUAAACAAGAAGUGGAUGGUUUCCGGUUCAUGCUAGGAUUCUCUGGCUGGUAUUAUCAACAUGGUACAGAGGAAGAAAAUAUUGGUGAUGAAACACUUCUCAAAUAUAGGAAUCAUUUUAACUGGUUCCCUCAUAUGUGGAGACAUGAGCAGCCUCAUAAAUUCACAGAAGAUGAACUUCUUAAAAAUAUGGCCCUUAAUUACCAGUUUGCAAAGGACUAUAAGAUACCAGUGGUUCAUCAGUAUGCAGUAGCCCCACAUCAUUCAGGGGUGUUCCCAGUUCAUGAAUCUUUGUAUAACUCAUGGAAGUCAGUUUGGGAUAUAAGGGUCACCAGUACUGAAGAAUACCCUAAACUACACCCUAGCUGGGGUAGGAGAGGAUUUGUACAUAGUGGAAUCAGGUAUUACCCAGGCAAGACUUGUGGACUGUUCACACAUACCAUAUUUCUUAACUCAUACCCAGGUGGUUCCAGCCAGACUGGAGAAGAGUAUCUAUGGGGAGAACUCUUCAAGGCCUUCCUGUACAAUCCACUGAAUAUAUUUAUGACACACUUGUCUAAUUAUGGCAAUGAUCGCUUGGCACUGUACACUUUUGAGAGUGUUAUAAAGUUUGUACAGUGUUGGACUAACCUUAAAGCUGAUACAAAGUCUCCCAUGGAUCAUGCUAUAAAAUAUUUUGACAUGUUUCCUGAGGAGCAAGACCCUGUGUGGAAGAAUCCAUGUGAUCAUGAUAAACAUCUGGAGAUUUGGUCCCCAAACAAAACAUGUGAUAAGUUCCCUAAAUUACUGGUCAUAGGACCACAGAAAACUGGUACCACAGCUCUUUAUACAUUCUUGUCCAUGCAUCCUCUGGUGAGGAGUAACUAUAAUAGUAAAGACUCUUUUGAAGAGUUACAAUUCUUUAGUGGAAAUAACUAUUUCAAUGGUAUAGACUGGUAUUUGGACUAUUUUCCGAGACCUAAUAACGCCAGUACAGAGAUGUUGUUUGAAAAGAGUGCUGGAUAUUUUGAUAAUUCCAUUGUUCCGAAGAGAGCACAUGCAUUACUUCCAAAUGCUAGAUUAAUCUGUAUACUGAUAAGCCCAGCCAAACGAGCAUAUUCUUGGUACCAGCAUAUGAGAGCACAUCAAGAUCCUGUUGCCCUUAACUACACAUUCUAUGAGAUAAUCACUGCCCUGGAUACUGCACCUAGACAAGUCAAAGCAUUGAGAAACCGUUGCCUGAACCCAGGAGUUUACGAGUACCACCUAGAGAACUGGCUGGAUUAUUAUUCUUCAAGACAGAUAUAUAUAAUAGAUGGUGACACGUUGAAAAGGGAUCCUCUAGAUGUUAUGGAUAAAGUUCAGAAUUUUCUAGGACUUAAACAGUACUAUGAUUAUGGGAAAGUAUUAAGGUUUGAUCAAAAGAAAGGUUUCUACUGCCAGAUAAUGUCAGACAAGAAGAACAAGUGUCUAGGUGGCAGCAAGGGUCGCCAAUAUCCACCAAUGGACUUUAAGUCUGAAAAUUAUCUCCAUCAGUUCUAUAGAAAACACAACAUAGCCCUGUCACACUUGCUCGACAAACUGAAUGUUCAAAGACCUGCCUGGUUGGAGGAGGAGUUAAAGGUUUGAGCACUUGGGGCUAGAAGUUACAGAUUCAUAUUUCAGCUUUACUCAGAAAUCCCUUGACUUUAUGUAAUAGAUGAGCCUGAUGAGUUCUGAAUUUGGAGCUGUUUAAUAUUGGCAUAUGGGAUCACUGUUUUUGAAAUUAUAGCUGGUAUUAAUAUCUGGACAGACAGUACUGAUUUGCAGGGUAACCUGGUUAAUAAGAUAUUUAUAAAUUCUAGCAACGGAUCAACAAACAUUAUAGAAUCUGGAUGGACAGCAUUGAUGUGCAGGGUAACCUAGUUCAUAAGGAAGUGCUAUAAGGAGUUUAAUGUGAUGAAAUUUUUUAUGAAUAAGCAAUGACCGAAUGUCAUGCUAUAAAAAUUGUCCUGAUUGGCAAGUUGACGAGAUACUGAACAGUAAUAUUAGAAAAUAACAGUCAUAUCUACAAAAUGUGUCUCUAAGCCAUAUAGAAUUUUCACUGUCAGCAUCCUAAAAGACCAAAGACAACAAUUUUUUUUUUAAAAAGUUGUGUUUACAAUGGCUUUGAAAGCUUUUAAAAAUAAACCCUGCUUGCAAAUACUGACACAAGAAAGGAAACGUCCUGCAAUAUUUUUGAUGUUUGAAGUAUAGAUUGGCAGGAUAGGACAGAAAUGGAUAGUGAAGAAUUUGUUAGAAAGAAGGGUUGAAAUAGGAAUGGUGAUUAUUAGUUGAUGAAAAAAAAAUAUAUAAUGAAAAGCUGGGCCAAAUGAUGUUUAACAAUCUCACAUAUAUGGAAGAUAUCAUAAAAUACAAACGCUUCAGAGAUAUUACUUUGAUAAACAUCAGAGAGCUUAUUGGCUAGUUAUUUUUAUGUUAUACCAAAGAAAGAGUGAAUGUGCCAAAACAUUUAGUAGACAGACUCUUGCAAGGAAAGGAAAAAGGAGAAUAAAGAAUGAGUGAUGCUUUAUUUGUUAACAUGGUCAGUUUUAUAUGACAUCUUGUUGAAUUUGUUACAUACUUUGUUAUCUUCUGUUGCUUUAAUGAUUGUUUCUAACUUGUGAUUUUUACAUGAAAAGCAAGGCUUUUACAGGAUAGGGGAUUUAUAUUGAGCACUUUUUUAUUCUUUUCAAAGAAUGUUUAGUUUCUUUAAGUGUUGAUUUUCUUUUUAACAAGAAGACCAAAGAAUGUACAGUUUCUUUUAUCUAGCGUUCAUGUGAAAAAAAAAAUAUUUUUUUUUCAAAUUUUAAUGUUCUUUAGAAGCAAGACACUUCCUCAUUCAUUUUGUUUUUCAUUGAAGCAAAUCACUUUUUUAUUCAUUUUGUUUUUCAAUGAAUUCAUAAAAAGUAAUGGGGAUAGGCGACUAUAGUGGCUAUGAAGGGGCCUGAUUCUCUUCCCAGGGUUUGCAGGCUCGAGCGCAACAAACAGUUGUGGCCAUGUUUUCUCAUUUGACAUUAAUUAUAGAUAGUUUCAGAUUUGAGAGUAUUUUAAAUAAGCUAGAUGCUUUGUUCACAAUUUAAUAGUUAGUGACUCAAAAAUAUUCAGGCCGGCUUUUUUCUUAUUUUUUCAAUCAAUAUAUAUAUAUUUUUCCGAUUUGAGAGUCCUUAUUGUAUAAUAUUUUUCAGAAAAUGUUUACAUUGGAAGCGGAAUUUUUUAUUAAAUCUAAGAUUUUUUAACUUACUUUUUUUCUUCUUCAAAUUUUGUUGCUUUAACUUUUUUCAGGAUUUAAGGUUAUUAAUCAUGUAUUAACAAUGUUUCUACCGUGUCAUAUUUUUUCUGAUAUCUUUAAUGAUGUGCCAAUAUUUUGAGUUUACAAAACAGCUGAUUUUCAUACAUGUCAGCCUUCAUAACUAUUUUU